Messenger RNA from Trichobilharzia regenti, 3577 nucleotides. The record is from the annotation of a GenBank genome assembly. Lineage: Eukaryota; Metazoa; Platyhelminthes; Trematoda; Strigeidida; Schistosomatidae.
GUAGAUAAUAAUAAUUUUUCUGUACCUUUCAAAACAUUUCACUCAUCCGACUAUUUAUCAUGAAUAUUUAUUACAAUUAGUGGAAUAAUUCUUCGUUUCUUUAAUUUUUUCAUAACUCUUACAUGAAGACAAAAAAAGUAGCAACGUAUCCAUCAAAUGUAGACUAGAUUUACUGCACUCAACUGGAUAAAAAUUUAUAGCUAAAAUAAUAAUAAUAAUAUUUUAUCCCAUCUAAAGACAAAUUACACACAUACUGUAUUUCACCUAGAAAAUUGUAUGUCGGUAUUAUCUUCUGGUUUCUACCGAAGUCCACUUAAAUUCUUCACAGAGACACGUUUACUGCUGAAAAAAAACAACCCAGAAAAUUGUUUAUUGCAUCAGUAACAAACAGUAAUCCUUAAUGAAUUUAUGUAAAUAAUUUUUUUUAAAAGAAAAUGAUUGGAAUUAUACAAGAUAGUAGCAAAAAUAUGAAGAAUAAAGAUUAUGCAUUCGUGUCAACUGACAACUGCCACCUCACAAAUUAGUCGUCCUUCCAAGCAAACGAGUAUGCCGCACUCAGAAUUCUGUGUUAAAGGAUUGUGAGUCCGCUGGCGGACGUUUACUUUCAUGGCACUAUUUCACAACUAUAAGUCUAAUCAUCAUAACAUGGAUGAGUAGUGUUAAAGCCAGACCGAAUUAUAAAUCCUUUUUACAUACAACAGAUUUAAAUAUUCAUACAGACCGUAUUGACACUGGUCAAAAUGACUGGCAGUCGAAAAAUCUUAUUGUCGAACCCUGGGAACCUCUUACAAAACCAAUGGAAAAUGAACGAGAUAAAAUGGCCAUGGCAAGAGACGAAUGGAGUCAAGAGAAGAUGAUGCUGAACGAUUUGAGACUACAGCAUCAGUCACACAAAUUAUAUUUCUUGAAUAGUGCUGGUGCACGAUGCAAUGACGGUUCACCAGCUGGUUAUUAUUAUCGUCCAGCGAAACAUACCACAGUGAAAAACUGGAUUGUAUUUCUUGAAGGCGGCUGGUAUUGUUUCGAUGCAGAAACCUGUUUUCUAAGAGAAUCCAAUGCCUUUUCAUUGUUCUCUUCAAAAUUUUGGCCUAAAACACGAUCACUUGGUGGAAUUCUCUCAUCUGAUUCAAAUGCAAAUCCGUAUUAUCAUGAGUACCACAGUGUUUUUAUUCCAUACUGUUCAAGUGAUUUGUGGACUGGUAAAAUGGCAAAUCAGAGUGGAGAUUUUUACUUUCAUGGUUCACGUAUACUGGCAGCAGUUAUCGAUGAUCUACCUUGGCAUAAUGCAGCAUAUACAGAAAAGGUUGUAUUUUCAGGCUCCAGUGCUGGUGGGAUAGGCGUUCUAAUGAAUGUAGAUAGAUUAGCUCGAAAAUUAUUCACUCGUAUCGGACAUCCUGUUCUAGUAAGCGGAAUAAUAGAUUCCUCUUGGUUUAUUCACAUACCAGCCUAUCAAGAAAGUAAAUGUAUAAACGCAUUCGAAUGUCCACCCGAGGAAGGCAUUAAUCGAGGAAUGAAAUUUUGGAAUGCCAGAAUACCGAAACCUUGUCGUAAGGCACAUCCAAAAGGACAAAAGUGGAAGUGUUACCUGGCUCCAUUCAUGUAUCCACAUUUGAGAACUCCGGUGUAUAUUGUGCAAAGUUUAUUCGAUGAAGCUCAAAUGCAAAUGUCUAAAGUCCCAUUACUCACUGGUGGAACCUAUUCAAAAUGGGCUUAUAUACAAAAUUUAGGCAAAGAAGUAGCACGCAGUCUUCAGUCAGCAGGGGGUGUAUUUGCUCCUUCAUGUCUGGACCACGAAAUCCUAACUAAAAAUAACUGGGUCCACAAAAUGAUCGGGACAAUCAGCCUGGUGAAUGCAAUCAAAGCAUGGGAUGACGAGUUGGAGAAACACUGGGUAAGGCAGAAAUUGUUAUACUUUUCAAUACGCUAUCCUAAUGCUCUAAUUAAAACGCAACAGUUGAGCGCAAAUCAUCAGUCUACCGAUACGAGUAAUCCCCUAGGAUCGGAGUCACAGGAAAGUGUUACAAAGGCAGCAACAGCUACAGAAACAACGACUACAAGUAAUUCAACUCUUGUAUUUUUAUCUCGACUCGUCAAUUUACUAAACCAACAUCCUAGACGUCUUAAACGAAGUUCAACGAUCAGUUCCUUGGACGAUAUCAAACCAUCGAAUUUUAACUCAUUUAUCAUUGAAAAAUCAUACCCAUACGCACUAACAAUGACUAGACUAAGUCAGUCUAAGUUAACUCAAACAAUGAAAAAACGCAAAAUACCACGGAAUCAUAUAAACUCAUUAUUUCGAAAAUAUUCUGCUUCGUCGACGUACCACGUAAUCGAUUCCUGUGGAUUAUUUUCAGUAGAUGGAAUUCAAGGUGCAUAUUUAUGUAGAAAUACACCUUUGGAGGUGUUGAAUAAAAGCAAAAAUGAUAACUUCAAUACUAACAGUAGCACACAGUUGAAUUAUAUUGCUAAUAAUCCAAUAAAAUAUACUCCAGCCAUUGAUCAUUUAAUCCCACAAUGUAAUCCAACCUGCGGCUAUUUAUCAAAUCCGCAACGCAUGAAGUUGGUAGAUGUUUUGGCUCUAUACGAGGUCAAUACAGACUUGCUAGCCAGCCUUCUUGGUUUGCCCACAUCAAAGCUAAGAAGUUAUGACUCAGAACAACAGAUGCGUGCUUUAUUUUGUGGGAACAAUCGGGUUAAACGUAACCUUAGUCGUCUUAUACUACCACAACUGUCUGUAUAGCACUAAUAAUAUUAUUAAUAAUAAUUAAAUAUAACUUACAAAUUUUCCCAUGUAUCAAGAACUACAAGUAGUGACACAACAUAAAACAUAUGUACACUAAUUAGUAAAGGCAAAUUUGAACUGCCUUUAUAAACUAAUGUACAAAUCAUAUCAUGUUCAAGUGUUUAAUAGUCAUGUAAACGUGAAUAUGAUUAUAUGUCCAGUUUCCAUUAAACAUUUGAUACAAAUAAGAAAAAAAACAGAAUUAAAACUAAGCAUUUUCUAUUUUAACCUAAACUUCUACCUCUUCACCAUUUUUCAUAUAUCAUCAUAUAUAUUUACACAUAUAAGCACAUUCAGAUGUGUACAUGAUUUCCGCUUUAUUUACCAGUCUGCUGAAGUAUUCAGUGAGGAUUUAUUUUAUUAAAUUUUCAGUUUUCAUUUUCAACAGUCUACCUCUUGUGUCCUUCUAUGUCUAUACGUUUGCGCAGACAUGUGCAUUUCAUUGAGAAUUCUUUCUCUUCAUAUCAGCAAUUGUCAAGCUGCAACUUAUCGAUUUUUUCAUAACUUCCUCUUUUUUUCUUCACUAUUUGUAUUUCACUUCUCUUUGUUAAUAGUAACAUCAUCAAAAAUGAUAAUCGUUGUUAAAAGAACUUGGUUUCAUGAAAGUUUUGUGGAUGGACUAUUUUUUUUUCCAUGGUGAUUUGCUAACCAUUAUGUUAUAAAUGUACAGUUCCGCGUAAAUAGUUUGAAAACAACAGUCGGAAUCAAUAAGUCAACUAAUUUAGGUUGAUCUUAAACACAAACAAUGCUGUGUUUUCUUUUCGAGUUUUCCUACUGCAAUCUAUACUCUCCUUU